GGUCAUGAUCCCAGCAUGCACUGGGGCAAUGAACUGAAGACAGCGUGUGACGCUCAGCAGCAGCAGGUUGUAGUCUGCUCGUUAGCUGAACGCAGGCCACCUGUGCAGGUUCACAGCCAGCUCUUCUUCUCACUGCAGCGGCUCCAGCGCUGCUCCGUCGCUGCUCUCGGCUCCUGGUGCAGCAUGUGUUCUGGCGUCAGUGUGAGGUCGCUCCUCUUCUCGCUGCUGUUCGCUGGGCAGCUGGCUACAGCGUUUCGCUACAGAAGGGCAGAUCCCGAUAAAGCGAACGCUGAGCGGAGCUGGACCUUUCCUCAGAGACACCAGCCCGCUUUGCUGCGAUCCAGGGUCAAUGCUGCACAGCACAGUCUCCCUGAUGGCUCGUCUGAGGCUCUGAGUCCUGCUGUAGGUUCUGUAGGUUCUUAUGGACGACUCAAAGGUGGUUCCAGGAUGGUGAGCCGGGUCUUUGGCUACAGGCCUGGUUCAGUCACAGACACCAUGGACCUGUGGAGGUUUGUGUUGCCACCGAUGCAGAAGGGGAACCUGUACCCGCUGGGUGUUGUGUCCAGUCAUGCCAUUAGGAUGACGUCAGGUCACCAGUCUGAAGCCAAGGCCCAGCAGCCAAACCCCCCGUCCCAGCAUCAAGGGUUCCAGCUGAUCCCAGCAGGCAGAACACCGCAGCCGAGCUUCCCCGCGCUCAUCCCCCAGCUGCCGGGCUCGUCCAACAGCUGGGCCGGGCAGGCGCCGGCUUCGCCACACAGCAACCGCUUCCAUACAGGCGUCGCUUCAAGUCGUGGAAUUGUCAUGCGUGGAGGUCCAAGGCCCGAGGCCCAGGACCCCCCGGCUCGGACCCAAAGCAAAGCUGGCAAGUGGGACGUUCCCUGGAAAGGAGCGCUUGGUUCUGUGGCGCAGUUACCCGACUUCCUGCCAAGGGUUCCCAAUGCAGAGGCUGCUGGGUACCGCGCUGGGUGAGCGUUUGGACCGGCGCUGCCGGCGUUUGGACCGGCGCCGCCGGCGUUUGGACCGGCGCUCCUCAACGUGCACGCUUUCCUCUUCAACAUGUUUGUGGCAUUAAAGUGUUUGUUCUGCUCUCGC
Messenger RNA from Betta splendens (Siamese fighting fish), 1092 nucleotides. RefSeq lists its product as uncharacterized. Bases 16 to 969 code for a protein of 317 amino acids. The record is from RefSeq and is a predicted model, not a curated record. NCBI's taxonomy places the organism in Eukaryota, Metazoa, Chordata, Actinopteri, Anabantiformes, Osphronemidae. The transcript is spliced from 3 exons.